Molecule: messenger RNA, 3558 nt
Organism: Drosophila busckii
Lineage: Eukaryota; Metazoa; Arthropoda; Insecta; Diptera; Drosophilidae
Gene: stc
Product: protein shuttle craft
Exons: 5
Coding region: 239-3301 (1020 amino acids)
Biological process (GO): negative regulation of transcription by RNA polymerase II
Cellular component (GO): nucleus
Molecular function (GO): RNA polymerase II transcription regulatory region sequence-specific DNA binding; zinc ion binding; DNA-binding transcription factor activity, RNA polymerase II-specific
Source: RefSeq, a predicted model, not a curated record
CCGUUAAACACACAUGUAGUGUUCGUCAGCAGCACUGGUGCUGUCACUUUUGCUCACGCAGUUGUUUUUUUUUUCGUGGCGAUAAUUUGUUAAAUUCACAGCCUGCAGGGGGAAACACAAAACAUACAGCAAAUUUUCGCCAGCGUGGGCAGUCGCACCGCUGAGUGCAAAAAAAAAAAAAAGACUACAAACGGCUGAGACAAAAACAACGUUGAGCGUAGCUGUGAAAGUGCCAAGCAUGGCGGAGUAUUGGCAACAACAACAGCAGCAACAGCCACAGCAGCAGCAACAGCAACUCAGCAAUGGGUCAGCAGUGCGCGCUGAUGGAGAAACAGCGUCAACUAGCAAUGGCCAUACCCACAAUAACAACAACUAUGUAAACUUUAAUCAGUUUAUCACGCAACACAAUCUGAACACUGCUAACGGCAUGUUUGGAGUGGCAGCAACCAGCAGCAGCAAUAGCGCUGUUAACUCACCUAGCUAUAAUGGUAGCACAAGCGGCUGUGAUUUUGUAGGCCUGUACUCGCAGUCUUAUUAUGGCAAUCAAGGCGCUGCAGCUGCCAGCGGUAGCACAAGCUACUUAAAUAGCAAUCCUUUUGCUGUAGGAGGCACAGGCUUUGAUUUAAGCGCUUCCAAGCUGCAGGCCACAGCUCCUGAAUUUGUGCCUAAUUUUGCCAAACUCAGUCUGGCGCCCACAACAAGCUCGACCAACAAUAAUAACAACAGUUACACUGCCAUGCAAUCCAAUGGUGAUGCACACAAGCAAUCGCCGCAACAUCAACAGCAGCUGCGUGCACCAAAGCAGCGACAGCAGCGACGCCAGGACUAUCGUGAAGAGCGACAGGAUGAGCGCUAUGAACGCAGUAAAAAGCCCCAGAAGCAACAACGCUAUGAUAAUCAUCGAAGUAACAAACGACGCGAUGACUGGAAUCGCAAUCGUGAUCGUAUUAACGGCUUUGCGCGCACCGCUGAGGAGCUGGACACCAGCAACAGCGCCGACAGUGCUCAACCCUCGCCCGAGAAGCAGCAACAACAACCGAAACAAAUCUCGCCCAGACGUGCGCCGGAGCAUGAAAAGCUGUCACAGCGUGAGAAGCUUAUGCGCGACAUUGAGCAACGUCGCUUGGAAUGUUUGGUGUGCGUGGAGCAGAUAAAGGCGCAUCAUGGCACCUGGUCGUGCCAGAACUGCUACCAUGUGAUGCAUCUCAAGUGCACCAUAACCUGGGCAAGCAGCUCCAAGUCUGCAAACGGUUGGCGCUGUCCCGCCUGCCAAAAUGUGCUGCAGGAUGUGCCACGCGACUAUCUUUGCUUUUGCGGCAAGUUAAGGAAUCCUCCGCUAAAUCGCACGGAAUUGCCACACAGCUGUGGCGAGUUGUGCUGCCGCAUAGAAUUGUGCAGUCAUGCAUGCACGCUCCUGUGCCAUCCAGGCCCGUGCCCGCCGUGUCAGGCGAAUGUAAGUCGCAGCUGUGGCUGUGGACGUACGACAAAGAUGGUGCAGUGCGCCCUUAAGCAGCCGCUGGAGUGCGAAGACACCUGUGACAAGUUGUUGAACUGCGGCGAGCAUCGCUGCAAGCUGCGCUGCCAUCCAGGCAAAUGCGAGCCAUGUGCAGAUCAAGUGCAGCAGCAGUGUCACUGCGGCAAACAGCAGCGUGAGGUGUUGUGCACCAAGGAGAGUCUGGACAAGCGCAACUAUUCUUGCAAGGAAUGCUGUGGCAAGCCGCUGCCUUGCGGCAAUCACAAAUGCAAGGACUCCUGCCAUGCGGGCGCCUGUCGUCCCUGCAAGCUGAGCCCUGCACAAAUCACCAGCUGCCCAUGCGGCAAACUUCCUGUGCCGUUCGAGCAACGCAGCAGCUGUUUGGCCCCGGUACCCACCUGCGAGGGUAUUUGCAGCAAAACGCUGCGCUGCGGCAAAGCGGCACAUCCGCAUCAAUGCGCUAACAAGUGUCACCUGGGCCAAUGUCCGCCCUGUCCCAAGCAAACUGCAGUCAAGUGUCGCUGCGGUCACAUGGAUCAACUCAUCAAAUGCCGUCAGCUCUCCACGCGCGCCGAUGAUGCGCGCUGCAAACGUCGCUGCACUAAGAAACGCAGCUGUGGCAAGCAUAAAUGCAACACGGAAUGCUGCAUUGACAUUGAUCACGCCUGUCCACUUCCAUGCAAUCGCACCUUAAGCUGUGGCAAACAUAAAUGCGAUCAGCCCUGCCAUCGCGGCAAUUGCCCGCCUUGCUAUCGCAGCAGCUUCGAGGAGCUCUUCUGCGAAUGCGGCGCUGAGGUCAUUUAUCCUCCCGUGCCCUGUGGCACCAAACGACCGCUCUGCAAGCGUCCCUGCUCGCGCACACAUGGCUGCGCACAUGCGCCUCAGCAUAACUGCCAUGCCGCAGCCAGCUGUCCGCCCUGCAUGAUCUUUACCACCAAAUGGUGUCACGGCGCGCAUGAACAGCGCAAGACUAUACCCUGCUCCCAAGCCAGCUUCAGUUGCGGUCUUCCGUGUGGCAAGCCCUUGGCCUGUGGACGUCACAAAUGCAUAAAGCCCUGCCACGAGGGCGACUGCCAGCAACCAGGCGAGGUCUGCCGUCAGAGCUGCACACGUGCGCGUCUGCUAUGCGGCCACAAGUGCGCGGCGCCUUGUCACGAGAACGACUGUCCGGAAACGCCUUGCAAGGAGCUUGUCGAGGUGCAAUGCGAUUGCGGCAAUCGUAAGUUGAACCGCAGCUGCCAGGAGCUGGCCCGUGAGCACAGUCGCAUCGCCACUGCCCAGUUGGCCUCAUCCAUGGCGGAAAUGUCGCGUGGUAACUACAUGGAGCUCAGCGAGAUUCUAGCGCCCAACAAGGGCAACAAAGCAAAUAAGUCCUUGGACUGCAAUGAUGAGUGUCGUCUGCUGGAACGCAAUCGCCGCCUGGCCAUCGGUCUGCAGUCGCGUAACGCAGAGCCGCAGCUUAAAUCGCUUACCAGAUACUCGGAGUUUGUGCGUGGCUUUGCAAAACGCAAUUUACCGCUCACCAAGAGCGUUUACGAGACGCUCAGCGAUUUGGUGAAGCUGGCCAAGGAAAGCAAGCAAAAGUCGCGCAGCCAUUCGUUUCCCACUAUGAAUCGCGAAAAGCGUCAAUUGGUACACGAACUAUGCGAGGUCUUUGGGGUCGAGUCUGUCUCCUAUGACAAAGAGCCCAAUCGCAAUGUGGUGGCUACAGCUCACAAGGAACGCUGCUGGCUGCCCGCCACUAGCAUCAUGGAGGUGCUUGCACGUGAAUCCGGACAGCGUCGUGUGCCGGUGCCAAGCAAUAACGCUUGGGGUUUGAAGAAAUAGCAGUUGCCUCGCUAUUUCUAUUUGUUAAUCGUUGCCCUCGCGAAGACAAUACACAAGUACUUUUUGCUAGCAGUUGGGUUUAUAUUUCAUUCGUUUUACCAUGUAGAAACUGAGGGCCGACAGAGAACAUACAUUAGUUAAUCAAUUGAAAAAUACAUGAAAAAAGAAAAGAAAUACAAAAAUAGUAAAUGAUAUUACCAAACUGAAACUUUGGAGGAAACGCUUAAACUGAUACACUAAAUGUGAAGCAAAAAAAA